AUGUCAGUGAGGCAUCCAUCUAUAUCGGAACAUCCAGCAGCAAUUCGGUGGUUCCAGGCAGAGUCCAAUGCAGCGGGAAAAUCAUCUGAGGAACGGGCCGAAAAGCUGAAGGAAGAAGUGAGGCUGAUGCUUGAUAGUGCGGUGGAUUCUGUACAGCAACUGGAGCUCAUUGAUGUCUUACAAAGACUUGGAUCAUCUUAUCAGUUUGAAGAUGAGAUAAAGAGAAUUCUUGAUAGGGUCUACAAGAACAAGCAUAAACAAGAUAGCUUAUAUGCGGUAGCUCUGGAGUUUAGACUCCUAAGACAUUACUAUGAUGUUUCUGCAGAAGUUUUCAAUAAUUUCAGUGAUGAGAAGGGAAACUUCAAUUUAUGUGGUUGCGAUGAUUGCAAAGGAAUUGUAUCUCUGUAUGAAACUACUUUUUUGCUGAAAGAGGAAGAGAGUAAAAUGUUCCAUUUUGUUAGAAAUUUUACUGUCUCAUACCUGAAAGAGUAUAUCAAGGACAUGGAAGAUGAAGAUGAAUAUGUUCCCACAUUAGUGAAGCAUGCACUGGAGCUUCCACUACAUUGGAGGGUGCCAAGGUUAGAGGCUAGGUGGUUUAUUGAUGUAUGUGAGAAGAGACAUGACUUCAACCCCACCUUGCUUGAGCUUGUUAAACUCCAUUUCAAUACACUGCAAGCAACGUACCAACAAGAUCUUAAAUAUGUGCUAAGGUAA
Molecule: messenger RNA, 714 nt
Organism: Mangifera indica (mango)
Lineage: Eukaryota; Viridiplantae; Streptophyta; Magnoliopsida; Sapindales; Anacardiaceae
Product: myrcene synthase, chloroplastic-like
Exons: 3
Coding region: 1-714 (237 amino acids)
Molecular function (GO): terpene synthase activity
Source: RefSeq, a predicted model, not a curated record